Messenger RNA from Seminavis robusta, 3138 nucleotides. Lineage: Eukaryota; Bacillariophyta; Bacillariophyceae; Naviculales; Naviculaceae. The record is from the annotation of a GenBank genome assembly.
AUGGCAAAGCGCCGAACGAAGAAGAAUGAUGCAGCCGAAACUCCUGGCAAAUUGACAGACAGAACCAAUUGCCCAUCUUUCUCCCCAGCAUAUGCCUCUCCGCCACCAAAACGAGGGCUUCUAUCUUUAACAACCCCAAACUUCAACAGAAAUGGAGGCCUCUUCAGAUCCCCUUUCAAAGAGUCUCCAGUAUCCAGGACGAAAUCUGUCGCCACCCAAACUGAUCCCAUUCCAUGCCUUGGAUUUGCCGAAGAAAUCAUUGCCCGGAAUCCUAGCCAACAGCUUCAACAGCAAGUUUUCAAUACAUUAUCUGCGCUACAUCUGCAGCAAAAUGACAAGAAUUAUGUCCGUCUAUCGCUUCGACAUGGCCAACAAACGUAUCUCAAGAUUCCAAACUCUCGCACUUGCAACACGAAGAAUGCCAAUGCACAGAUCACGAAGAGAAUCAACAAGAACUCCACUCUCAUUUUUGGACUACUUCAACGCCUCUUUGGUGGCAAUUUGCAACAGGUCUUACCAGCAUUCUUGACCAGAAUUGGCAAACAAUUUCAAUUGGCUGUCCUCCCAAUUCAUGAGUGCGGAUUGACAAUUGUACAAGCAGCUGCUGUCCGUGAUCUUGUUCCAACGUCGACAAGGGGACUAGAGAGGCUGGCAAAUGCCCUUCAUGACUCUGCUCCCUUUCUUGGUAAUUUGCUAUUUCCAAAACAACUGCGACGUCGAAUUUCCGAGUUUGAGAAGUGCUCACUUGAUGUGGAAUUGAGUUUUGAGGUGGUGUCUUUGGAGAUGAAUGGAGAGGGCAAGAUGAAGCCAUGCGUUCAUGCUUGGGUAUCUAAUCCUCCUAUUAUCAUUGAGGGCCUGACACGAAGUGCUCUCAUUGCAGGAAAGUUUCAAGAGUCAGAGUCUCUGUCGUCCCACAAGGGAGAAAUUCUUGUUGUCCAAGGAUGCGAUAAAGGAGGCAAUUUGACUCUUAGCUUGACUCGCAUUGCUAAUCGAUUGGAUGGGAAUGCCCCACAGUUUUGCUUUCCAUUGGCAUUCUAUGAAGAUGGACGAGAAUCUUAUUGGAAUUUGGCACGGACAAUUUAUGACAACUCCCAGCCAUCCAAAAAGCCUGUUCAACCUUUUCUUCAGAGUCUGCUCAAUGGAAAGCACCACAUGAUUGUUGCAUCGGCCAGUCGCAACAACGAGGACAUUAUUGAUGCCCAGUGCUUGGCUGUCGAAUGCACUGGUUACAACAUCUACGAAAAGAGCAAAUUUUGCAUUUGUGAUAUUUGCGACCGACUGCUCCCCGAUGCCGACCACAGAGAGCUUCUUGUGUCAGUCGAUCAAGCGAAGGCUCAAAAGCAACCAACAAUUAUUCCACUGGAUAGACUUCACAGCACAGCUCUGGAAAUUCGCCUUGUGCUUUCAAACCCUGCCGACAAGAGAGAAGAAUCGUCCGACGGAAUUCAAUAUUCUGGAAUGCUUGUCUACCAAUCCUCGUCUGCAGCAAGAAAGCUGGUCGCUCGUCUUUCUUUUACAGCUCCACUGCUUGUCCCACCCACUGCUGAUGUGGCUCUUCGAUGCUAUGCUUGCCGGCCGUUCACGGCAGAUGACUUGAAACUAAAUAUUGCUGUGUCAGGCCAAGGAACGGCUUCGAGCAAGUAUCCAUGCCCAAUCUGCAUUGCUUCAAAAGACGAGCUUAAUCUUUGCGUGCACGGCCUCACCCCCUCUCCUACUCGCACUGGAGAAAACAGCAACAACAGACUGUAUGAAAUAUUUCAGAGUAUUGCAGGUGGAAGGGCCCUCAAAGUUGCGAAUGACUCGUCAGCAGCAUCCAUGGCCAUCAAGCUCAAAGCGAAAAGCGUUGUUAACCGGCCAUUGUUGCUCACACCACCAUCGCAAAAUACAGCGGGCUCCAUGCAUGUGUGCCAAGGGAUCAUGACUCAUCUCACUCGACGUACAUUCAGUCUUUUGCGAGAGAUUGAUCGCAAAUCAACAUGGUUCGCUGGAUUAAAAGACGCCGUAAAGGAUUCAGAUAACACACAAGAAAUCAAGGAUUUGCUCGCAGAAUUGCAUCGACAGGAUCGUUCCCUCUUCAAACAACUCCAGGCAGCAACUAAAUGGCCAGAGAUUCCAUCUCAAGUUGAGCGUGCUGCGAACUUGUUAGCGGAAAGAGAGCAGCUUACUGUUCAGUCUGGAAUGGAAGCAUGGGCUUUGGUUCAAAAAGCAGCAACAGAACUUUCUGCUGCCGGAAGCAAGUUUCUCAAGGACUCUGGAUCGAAACCAGAGGGAAUCGCAAGUUACCUGCUCUAUCAGUCUUUCUGCAUUGAUGGGGGAAUCAGGUUCAACGUUGAACACUCUGGAUUGGAGCUAACAAACAAAAAUGGAAUCAAAGUCCUCGCAAAGUAUGAGCAAAUUGCCAACAGAGUUGAUUGCGCCUAUGAGCAAGGCAAUGAUACCCAUCUUCAAGCCGAGGUGAAAGCGGUCAUGUCAACUUGGCGUAAUCUUGCACAGUUGCUGCUUGAGCUUGGAACAAUCCUAAAGCGACAAUCAAAGUUAUCUGCCGAGGAAAUCAAGCGUCUCAAGGAGUGCUCCUUAGAAUACGGUCGACAAUGGACUACCAUGAUUCAAGAUAAUGACUCCGUCUUCAACAAACUGCACACUCUAAUCGCACAUUUGACGUCCUUUGCAGAGGAGCACAAUACAAUUGGAUUGGUCAACGAGGAAAGCUUUGAAGCCACUCAUCCAAGAGCCCAAACAAUAAGCACGCACGUCAGAAGUAUGGUUACAACAGGAGGAAAAGUGCAAAAGACGGUACAGCGUUUCUCGUUGGGCCUAAACAGUGAGUACCAAUCAACUCGAACGUCCUUGCAAGACAAUCGGAAGUGUGGGCCACGCAAGCUGAAAGAAGGCGACAAAUACAAGUCAAGUCAACAGACUCGACAGCACGACGUUGCCCCAAUCACCAAUCCACGCCAGGGCAGCAAGCUCCCAGAAGGCCUCGUGUUUGUGGACACAAAUGAAUCUGUUGUCAAGGAGGCUUGGAUCGACUAUUACAAUUAUUUGGUUUGUGGCCGAGUUCCUGCCAAUUGGAAGAAGCCCUUUGGGGACGAUGACGAGAUUGGUAAUGUCUUCAAAGUAAAGUCCGAGUACGUUUGA